Molecule: messenger RNA, 2145 nt
Organism: Brassica oleracea var. oleracea
Lineage: Eukaryota; Viridiplantae; Streptophyta; Magnoliopsida; Brassicales; Brassicaceae
Product: probable mediator of RNA polymerase II transcription subunit 37c
Exons: 2
Coding region: 88-2034 (648 amino acids)
Biological process (GO): cellular response to unfolded protein; protein refolding
Cellular component (GO): cytoplasm
Molecular function (GO): ATP-dependent protein folding chaperone; ATP binding; misfolded protein binding
Source: RefSeq, a predicted model, not a curated record
UCCUCCUUCUCAUGCACAUAACCUAAACAAAAACACUCUCGAUCAAUCGCGAAGAAAAAAAAAAACUCUAUUCAAAACAACUCGAUAAUGGCGAGUAAAGGCGAAGGUCCAGCGAUCGGAAUCGAUCUCGGCACUACCUACUCCUGCGUCGGCGUGUGGCAGCACGACCGCGUCGAAAUCAUCGCCAACGAUCAAGGCAACCGCACCACUCCUUCCUACGUCGCCUUCACCGACAGCGAGCGUCUCAUCGGAGACGCCGCCAAGAACCAAGUCGCUAUGAACCCUACCAACACCGUCUUCGAUGCUAAGCGUCUUAUCGGAAGAAGGUUCAGCGACCCCUCCGUCCAGGCGGACAUGAGGCACUGGCCUUUCAAGGUCAUCUCCGGCCCAGCUGAGAAGCCCAUGAUCGUCGUCAACUACAAGGGAGAGGAGAAACAGUUCUCAGCUGAGGAGAUAUCCUCCAUGGUCCUCACAAAGAUGCGUGAGAUCGCAGAAGCCUUCCUCGGCACGUCCGUCAAAAACGCCGUCGUUACAGUCCCCGCUUACUUCAACGACUCUCAGCGUCAAGCCACAAAGGACGCCGGAGUCAUCUCGGGACUCAACGUGAUGCGCAUCAUCAACGAGCCAACCGCUGCGGCCAUCGCCUACGGUCUCGACAAGAAGGCGUCUAGCGUUGGGGAGAAGAACGUGCUGAUAUUUGACUUGGGAGGUGGGACGUUCGAUGUGUCGUUGCUCACGAUCGAGGAAGGGAUCUUCGAAGUGAAGGCGACGGCUGGUGAUACUCAUCUCGGUGGUGAGGAUUUUGAUAACAGGAUGGUGAACCACUUCGUUCAGGAGUUUAAGAGGAAGCACAAGAAGGAUAUCACCGGGAACCCGAGGGCGUUGAGGAGGCUGAGGACGGCGUGCGAGAGAGCCAAGAGGACUCUCUCUUCGACAGCGCAGACGACGAUUGAGAUUGAUUCUCUCUACGAGGGGGUUGAUUUCUACACGACUAUCACGCGCGCGAGGUUUGAGGAGCUGAACAUGGAUCUGUUCAGGAAGUGUAUGGAGCCGGUGGAGAAGUGUUUGAGGGACGCGAAGAUGGAUAAGAGCAAUGUUCAUGACGUUGUGCUCGUUGGUGGGUCCACUAGGAUCCCUAAGGUUCAGCAGCUGUUGCAGGAUUUUUUUAACGGGAAGGAGCUUUGUAAGAGUAUUAACCCUGACGAGGCUGUUGCUUACGGAGCGGCUGUUCAGGCCGCGAUUUUGAGCGGGGAGGGGAAUGAGAAGGUUCAGGACUUGUUGCUUCUUGAUGUUACGCCUCUGUCAUUGGGGUUGGAGACUGCUGGAGGUGUGAUGACUGUUUUGAUUCCGAGGAACACGACGAUUCCGACGAAGAAGGAGCAGAUCUUCUCGACUUAUUCGGACAACCAGCCUGGUGUGUUGAUUCAAGUCUACGAAGGAGAGAGAGCGAGGACGAAGGACAACAACCUUUUGGGGAAGUUUGAGCUCAGCGGCAUCCCGCCUGCACCACGAGGCGUUCCUCAGAUCACUGUCUGUUUUGACAUAGACGCCAACGGUAUCCUGAACGUGUCGGCUGAAGACAAGACGACUGGUCAGAAGAAUAAAAUCACGAUCACCAACGACAAGGGAAGGCUGUCCAAGGAAGAGAUUGAGAAGAUGGUACAAGAAGCGGAGAAGUACAAGGCAGAGGAUGAGGAACACAAGAAGAAGGUGGAUGCGAAGAAUGCUCUGGAGAACUACGCGUACAACAUGAGAAACACGAUCAAGGAUGAGAAGAUCGCGUCUAAGCUUGAUGCAGCUGACAAGAAGAAGAUCGAGGAUGCGAUCGAUCAGGCUAUUGAAUGGUUGGAGGGUAAUCAGCUGGCGGAAGCGGAUGAGUUUGAGGAUAAGAUGAAGGAGCUCGAGUCUCUCUGCAACCCAAUCAUUGCGAGAAUGUACCAAGGCGGUGAUAUGGGUGGAGCUGGUGGCAUGGACGACGAUGCUCCUGCCGGUGGUAGCGGUGGUGCUGGACCCAAGAUUGAAGAAGUUGAUUAAGUUUCUAAGCUCUAUUGUUAUUUUGAAUUUGCUUUAAUGUUUCAGUCGUCUGCAUGUUUUGUUAAGCUUUUCUCUAUGUACUUGAAACCUGGUUGCUUUAAGUUGCUUUAA